AUGUGUGCUCGUGGCAGGAGGCGUUCACGUGGUUCGGGCGCAGCUCCCACGCAGCCUUGGGCUGCCUUCAAUGAUACAUUGCGUUUGGCAGACAGCUGGUUUCUUUGCUUGAAGAAUAUAAGAACUUUUUUGUCGGCAUGUUGUGAAAUAUUUGGGAUGAAGAAAAGUGAACUUUUUGAAGCAUUUGAUUUGUUUGAUGUGAGAGAUUUUGGAAAGGUCAUAGAAACACUCUCAAAACUUUCUCGCACUCCUAUAGCAAUAGGCACAGGAAUAAGGCCCUUCCCUACAGAAGAAAGCGUUGAUGAUGAAGAUAUCUACAAAGGUCUUCCUGAUCUAUUAGAUGAAACUGGUGUAGAAGAAGACGAGGAGUUAUACGAUUGUGUCUAUGGAGAAGAUGAAGGUGGGGAGGUAUAUGAAGACCUAAUGAAAGAUGAAGCAGCACAGCCACCUAAAUAUACUGAAAAUGACAUAAGGAGCUGUUGUCUUGCUGAAAUAAAGCAAACUGAAGAGAAGUAUACUGAAACACUGGAAUCAAUAGAAAAAUUUUUCAUGGUGCCAUUGAAAAGGUUUCUGUCAGCAUCAGAGUUUGAUACUGUUUUCAUCAACAUUCCUGAUUUGGUGAAAAUUCACAGAAGUCUAACACAGGACAUCAAUGAUUCCAUUGUUAACAAAAAUGAUCAGAACCUGUAUCAGAUUUUUAUUAACUACAAGGAAAGAUUGGUUAUUUAUGGACAGUACUGCAGUCAAGUGGAGAUAGCAAUAUCGUGCUUAGACAACAUCUCUAAGACGAAAGAAGAUGUUAAGUUGAAGUUAGAGGAAUGUUCCAAGAGGGCCAAUAACGGGAAAUUUACAUUGCGGGAUCUCUUAGUGGUUCCGAUGCAGAGAGUGCUGAAAUAUCACCUACUGCUCCAGGAGCUGGUAAAACAUACUACUGAUCCUGCAGAGAAGGCAAAUCUAAAACUGGCACUUGAUGCAAUGAAGGACUUGGCUCAAUAUGUAAAUGAAGUGAAGAGAGAUAAUGAAACACUCCGUGAAAUUAAACAAUUUCAACUGUCAAUAGAGAAUUUGAACCAUUCCCUGUUACAGUAUGGAAGGCCACAAGGUGAUGGGGAAAUAAGGAUAACUACAUUAGACAAACGUGCAAGGCAAGACAGGCAUAUCUUCUUGUUUGAUCUAGCUGUAAUUGUUUGCAAACGAAGAGGUGAUAAUUAUGAAAUGAAGGAAAUAAUAGAUCUUCAGAAAUACAAAAUUACAAAUAACCCCACUACUGAUAAAGAAAAUAAAAAGUGGUCUUAUGGCUUCUACCUCAUUCAUAUCCAAGGUCAAAAUGGAUUAGAAGUUUAUUGCAAAACUAAAGAUUUGAAGAAAAAGUGGCUCGAACAAUUUCAGAUGGCCCUGUCAAACAUAAGGCCGGACUAUGCAGAUACAAGCUUUCAUGAGUUCAAAAUGCAUACCUUUAGUCGUGUGACAUCUUGCAAAGUCUGUCAAAUGCUUCUGAGGGGAACGUUUUAUCAAGGCUAUUUAUGUUCUAAGUGUGGAGCUGGAGCACACAAAGAAUGUUUAGGGAGAUUAGACAAUUGUGGCAGAGCUAAUUCAGGUGAACACGGGAACCUGAAACACGAGAAACGAACGAAUGGAAUUAGAAGAAACUCUAGGCACGUGGACCCAGGUUUACCAAAAAUGCAAGUCAUUCGAAACUACGAUGGAAUACCACAGCCAGCUCCACAGGAUGGCCCACCAUUGCACAUCCAGAUUGGGGACACUGUUGAACUCAUCCGAGCUGAUGCACAUAGCUUGUUUUGGCAGGGCAGAAAUCUAACGACAGGAGAGCUUGGCUUCUUCCCAAGUGAUGCUGUAAAACCUAGCCCAUGUGUGCCUAAGCCAGUAGACUACUCUUCCCAGCUCUGGUUUGCAGGAGCAAUGGAAAGAUUGCAAGCAGAGAGUGAACUUAUUAACAGAGUAAAUAGCACUUACCUGGUGCGGCACAGGACCAAAGAGUCAGGAGAAUAUGCAAUUAGCAUUAAGUACAAUAACGAAGUGAAGCACAUCAAGAUUUUAACAAGAGAUGGCUAUUUUCACAUUGCAGAAAAUAGAAAAUUUAAAAAUUUAAUGGAGCUCAUAGAAUACUACAAGCACCACUCUCUCAAAGAAGGUUUUCGAAGUUUGGAUACUACUCUUCAAUUUCCAUACAAAGAAUCUGAAAACUCAGUGGGGCAAAGGAGUAACAGAGCGGGUGGCAGCUUGCUAAGCCCAAAGGUAAUAGGCAUUGCCAUAGCCAGGUAUGACUUCUGUGCAAGAGACAUGAGAGAGCUGUCCUUAUUGAAAGGGGAUGUUGUAAAAAUUUAUACAAAGAUGAGUGCGAAUGGCUGGUGGAGAGGUGAAGUAAAUGGAAGGGUGGGCUGGUUUCCAUCAACUUAUGUUGAAGAGGAUGAAUGAAUUAAAAACUUUCCUCUACUGACCAGCAAUUUCAGGGAUUAUAGAAUUUAAUAUCUGCAAAGUAUUAUUGGUCUUGUUAAGUAUUUAAACAGCAGCAUUUUUGUCUGUGUGAACCUUUCAGUCUUAGUGCUGGGAUUUCUACAGAAGUUUGCGCUGACAGAUUAUUACCUUACCCAGAGCUGUGCAAGAAACAACCUGCCAGUUUGCCAUCGCUGGGGAUCAGUACAAAGUCCAACCCUUGCCUUCCCAGAAGAUCUCUGGGAAACAAAUUUCUUUCUGCUCCUUUUCAUUUCACCCUGUAGUACGCCAUGAAUACUAGCUAUGGCUGAAUGUUUAAUAAACCUCUUUCUUCUAGCUAACAUCUGUGAUGGUACGAGGAGAUGAAGGCUUAUUUUUCCUUAUCACUGCAUGCAGAAAAUGGAGUUCAGUCAUUCCAGUGUGCAUAAAGUGUAGUCGGUAGACUUGUCUGGAAACAUCAAACUACCUUACUUAUCACCUUAUAAACAGUUUUACACUCCCAAAAACAUUCUGAAGGAAAUGUAAAUAUGAGUAGCAUUCAUGCAUAUAUAAUUAGUUAACUAACUUCUUUGAGGACCUGCCUAAAUUUUGUAAGGAUUUGUUUAAAGACAGCAUUUUAAAAAGGUGUAGUGAUGUGGUAUUGCUUGAAAGAGCAUCCACAAAGUGGAAUUGUGGGAUUCUUUCUUUGUCAUCCCAAAGCUUUUUUGUGCAUGUUUCUUUUCGUGUGAGCAGCUGACGGUGAAAGUGCAACUGAGGAUAUUCAUGGCAAGAUGUGUUUUAAAAAGCUCUAGCAUCUAGAUGCUAAGCUCUAGCGUUAAAUAAAUAUUGUAGUCCUGUUCUGUAACAGAGUAUACUAGUGCAGCAUCAGAGUGGCUAUGAAUAUUGGUAGGAUUUAACUUUGCAGCAAGAGUUUAGUUAGCAGCUUUUUUCAGGUGUUAACCAGAAAAAAGUUCUGUUUGUUCCUAUGAGUGUAUUGGAUCUGCAGGUUCUGAAGAAGCAAAUGGUGAAAGGUAUUUGUAGAAAAAGUAAGAUUUCUUUUUUAAUUACAUGUAUUAAUGUAGGCAAGGUGAUGUCACUUCUCAAGUGUAAAACUGUAUUUCGUAUUUUAAGCCCUUCAUUGAUUCAGAUGAACUUUUGGAUGCUUUCAAUUGUAAGCUGUCUUUUCUUAGACAGGACUUUCUAUCACCUUUUGUGCACUUAUAAGGUAAUGCACAGGCAACCUGCAGGGUUUUGUUGUGUCCUUUCCUCUCUCCUUCCUUUUGACAUUAAUGGAAAUCCAAUGAGUGAGUGGUCUUGUUGCAGUGCUACAAAUAUCCCUAAGGAAAAAUCUGUGUCCAGGCUAGCUAGCUUUAAACCAGCAGGGCUCGUAAAGCUGUUUCCCCACCUUGGUGAGGCAGAGUUUUAAUACACGUGAAACGUCACAACUGCUGUAGUUACGAGCUAAAAUAAAUGUGGGUGAUGUCUUCAGAUGUGCAGUUUCUAAUAUUUAGAUGUUUUCUAACUCAACUUAUGAGAAACCAAAAAGCUUCUAACUGAAUUUUUCCUCUAGGACAAUGUUUUCCAACAUGACCAAUCAAGAAAGCAAAUUCAUCCUAGCCCAUGUCCUCUCUGUUGCUUUUCCCUUCUCCUUUUCACAUAGGCGUCUUGCCAUUUGUGUGCAUAGACACUGUGUGGGUUAGCACUGCCAUUUUUUCCCACUCUGCAAGCAGAAUAAGGUCCACUCUCCUUCCGCAGAGCAGAAUCUGUGCUGAUACGUAUUUUGGCUUCCUUUUGACUGUUGCCAACAUUUCUUGCUUCUUCUGGCCAUGGGGAAGAUCUAAGCACAGCCCAGAGGAUUCACAGCAAUCCGCUCCUCUCUGCAACCUUCUCGUCCACUGGCUGCACCCAGCGUACGCUGCUGUGUGACAGAGUGACAGAGGGGACCUGCUACUUAGAAGUCUUCCACUUGUGGGUGAGAUUCAGCCUUGCAGAUGAAACUCUGCUGAUGUCUAAUGUUUCACGGAUUUACCUCAAAAUUAUGUAAACUGUGAUUGUGUUGAGUACGUUACUUGAUGGAACAGUUCAGAGCAUUUGUAAAUAUGUAGAUUAUGCAUAAAACAUAUUUUGUAAAUGAUGUGUACAGCAGUGUAGACUGGGGUAUACUGUCUCUGAUCAUGUUUUCCCAUGCAGUUUUAUUGGCUUUUGUGGGCCUGGUCUCAUCUCCUUAAGCAGACAGAGUUGAUUCUUUCACAGUUUUGCCUGCUUAAGGGGUAGAGAAUUAGGCCUUGGGUCUGUGAAGUGCUUAGUGCUUUGCUAUCAUAUAGUUCUGAGAAGAAGCAGUUUAAUUCAAUACAAAUUAAGAAAUGCUUUGGUCAUUUUGAGCAGCUUGUUUUUAGAAUCAUCCUAAAGUUGUUGUAAAGCUUUUUAAGCAGUUCCUGAGUCCAGCAGUCAACCUUGGGAAAGAAUGAAAGGCAUAGCUAAAGUUACUUUUAUGGUAUUCCUACACAUCGUUGUCUGUGCUGUGCCCUGUAUUGAUUGAGUUAAUGCUGCAUCUUAAACUAUAUUUUGAGUACCAAAGAUUUACUAAAUAUUCUGGAGUGUCUCUUUCAUGUGCUGUUUUUGCCUGUAUGGAGGAUUUAUUGUCAUGUGAAGAUGGAGUUACAGUACUUAAAUUUGUAAUAUUAUGUAAAUAUGUUAAAUAAAAUAAACUGAUUACUUUUUUGUUUAAUAGCACGUGUCAAAAUGUGUGUUUGGCUAGUAUGAAGGUUCUGCUUUGUUUCUCUGAGCCCCUUCUCACUGCGAACGGGAGUUGAUAAGGUUCUGUUUUGGUUUUCCCACAUUUCUAUAAUCCUUGUGUAACUAUGAGACUGAGCUGUCAUCUGUCACUGUAAAUGGGACAGUAUAGCUCUUCUUGAGAGCUUUUUAUUGUUAGAU
Molecule: messenger RNA, 5367 nt
Organism: Struthio camelus australis
Lineage: Eukaryota; Metazoa; Chordata; Aves; Struthioniformes; Struthionidae
Source: RefSeq, a predicted model, not a curated record